Molecule: messenger RNA, 1236 nt
Organism: Chlamydomonas reinhardtii
Lineage: Eukaryota; Viridiplantae; Chlorophyta; Chlorophyceae; Chlamydomonadales; Chlamydomonadaceae
Exons: 1
Coding region: 55-219 (54 amino acids)
Source: RefSeq, a predicted model, not a curated record
AUAAUGGUGCUAUCCUUCCUGCAGUCAGGCAGAUAGAGCAGGCCUUGUAAAAGUAUGUGGGGUCGCCGUUUAAGCCAGGGGAGUCGGGGACUGGCCUGCUUUACGGCUUGCCAGGAUGACUCCCAUUUCCACCUCCUGCCAGGGCGCCUGUGCGUGCACCCACAAGCUGACACGGUCCACGCACGCCAGCUUGUGACCCGUGCCAAGGCGGUCGGCUAGUAGACUCAUGCCAGGUCAUUGCCACUGUGGCAUUGGCUGAGCUGGUUCGGAUUAUCGUGACAUAGCGCGUGACCGCACAUGUUGUCGUAGGAGACGGGAUGUUGGUCUCAAGCGUGCCACUUGCCAUGGGAGUUUUGCAUGGCAUGUCGUCCUGGGACCAGGGGUGCCGUGCCUAGGACCAUACAAGCAUUGCGGCAGGUUAAAGGCUGUGCGGCAGCUGGCGACAGCGACUUCCGACCGUCUCUCACUCGUCCUGAUCGUGUAAUGCAUGUAAUCUACGACCAACCUAUGCUGGGGGACCCGUUCAAGCGGAUGAAGUGAAGAGGUUUAAGCGAAGUCAUGCUCCUAUCGAUCUAUCUUAAUGUCUCCAGACUGCCAGACAUUCUGUUACGCUGUUUUCUAGACUUCUGUCUUCCUGGGCUAAUGUCUAGGGCAAGACUGGGCUAAUGUCACGGCUAAUGUCUAGGGCAAGACUUUGUUGGACACGGUUUCGACGGGUUUUGUCCUAAGUCCCCAAACCGCCGUGUACCCAGACGAAAGACGUCUGAGCUACAGCCCGAAAGCAACAAUACACCGAUACAACCCAUGAAUUAAGCCGCUAUGAUGAUGUGCGCCACCGCUGCAGGGGUGUGCGUGCGCCCAGAAGCUCCACAGGCUGGGUACCUGCCGCCUGCUGCCGCCACAGAGACGGCAGCGUGGCUCCACCUGGCAUGAAGCGCCGCCGCUGCCGGCAUAUGCGUCUGAGGCUUCUUCUUAUUCUGUUGCAAGCUGGAUGAGCUGAGCCGCACUUUGCUCCGAGAGGCCGCUCGCACUGAUGGCGACUGGGCAGUGUUGCCCCUGCGACUGUGAGCUCUAGGCCUCGGACUGGUAGCCGGGGGAAGACCAUGAUUUCAGUGGCAGACGCCCUACGGUAGUGUUAUGAGUGAUGACCUGCUCGGCCUGCUGCUGUGAAGUGGGCAUGUUCCAGUGGCCGGCUGAAGCUGGCGCGGGUGCCAAACUCUCCAUCUCCUUAAGGUU